Liolophura sinensis is the source of this 3159-nucleotide messenger RNA. RefSeq lists its product as uncharacterized. The record is from RefSeq and is a predicted model, not a curated record. Lineage: Eukaryota; Metazoa; Mollusca; Polyplacophora; Chitonida; Chitonidae. The transcript has 6 exons. The coding region runs from base 382 to 1863 and encodes 493 amino acids.
ACACGUUUAGGUACGGCUACAACACUAUAUACCAGCGGUAACUGGCUGCGUUACCUAGCCCACAUUACCUGGCGUUCAGGUGUACAGAUAGUGGAGUUACCUGACUCAACGGAGACAGCGAUGACCUAGUUACAUCUACAAGCCACGCUAAAACAUGGCCGCUGUUCAACUGGUAUAGGGCUUUGAACUGAGCGAAUACCUGUGAGAUCCAAAAUAAGACGUAGGAAGAACCAGAGUGUAUUAUGCGAGAAGUCCAAGGUGUAAACGGAGAGGAAGAGAACUGAAUCUUUCAUUUUGGGAGCUGAAUCUGGGAAACAAGGAGAAAUCAAACCGACUUCCUUCUUCGUGACCGUGUAGAGUUCAAAUUCCCCAGUUGUUGUUAUGUACUUUAAGGACAGGUAUACAGCAAUGGGUCAGUCAGAGCACAGGUGUGUCCGUUACAGAAAAGUCUGGACAUUACUGACCACUACACUGGUCACUCUGCACAUCGCCUCCUCAGGUUAUGUAGGCGAGAAAUGCUCACAGAUUGGUCAGCCUGUGUCCAUUACCUGUGAUCAAGACCAGAUAAUCAGAAUCCGCAAGACCCUAUUGUAUGCCGUUAACCUCAUCCCCGUCAAGGAAACUAACAAUGAUAUAAUCUGCGAGAACCCCGAUAGAAACAAUUAUUGCCGCGCGCCCACAAACCGAUCUGAUCUGGAAUUCAUCGGCCGUCAAUCGGCGUCGUACCCCAUCCAGGCUGAGGAUUUGAAUACCCAUCCAGAGAAGAAGGGAGAAUGCUACUCCGGCGUCCGAUCAAACAUGGUUCACGUUUUCUACGAAUGUGUCCCAGUAAAUUCCGGUUACCUACAGAGCGUGUGCUCCGAUAUUCUCUGGGAGAGCGAAGUAACUGGUUACCUCACGAGUCCAUACUUCCUUAGCAACUAUCCCAAUAAUGGGCGGGAAUUGGACUGCCAGUGUGAGUUGCGGCCCGACGAGGGUUCACGUGUGGAGCUGACAGGGCUGCUAAUGAACCCUAGCUCUUCAGGGUUACGAUGGAGCCUGGAGGCACAAACGGAAUCUGGUUCCAACCAGGACCUGUCCACUCAGUUCUAUGUCAGCCGAGAGUUUCCACUUUUGGGAAGCGGUAGUAUUACCCUGAGAUUCCGGACCGAAGGAUCGGGUCACCAGCAACCUGCACGCCAGGAGUCCCCUGUGGGCUUCUGGCUAGAGUACAAAGCCGUGUUGAUCAACAGCCCCGGCAUCUCCGGGAGUAAUCAACGCCAGGCGGGUAGAGUGACCCUCAUCUGUAAUGACCCUUACACUGACGCCGCUUUCAUUGCUUCGCUGGUAGUAGGGAUAGCCGUGCCUGUAAUCAUCAUAAUAAUACUGAUCAUACUGGCAAUCUACUGUAUCAGAAAGAGAAGACGUGAGAAAGGAGAGUCCUACUCUACCGAAACUCCUCCUAGAGUCACAACAACCCCUCGUAAGAAUAACCGGGACUGGAACGAGGACACCCAAGAUGAUGACUUCCAUCGUAACAAGGCGUACCAGGACACCGAGCACCAGCCUUACCACCGCAACAACUUCCGGCAGCGAGUCAGCGCCGAAGACUACCCGGAAAAAGAACCCAACUACGGGCGCAGCAACAGGGGACGUAACUACUCCAACGACAGCUACAACGACAAGGUGUUCCUGGAUGAGGUGGACAAAAAGUCUAUCCCUAGUUCGAGUCGCACCGGCGACAAUGACUCCAUCGCCAAAAAGUCCCUGUCGGGGAGUCAGGACAGCCAGGCAGACAACUACUCCGAGGUGAAUUACUCCCCUAAAGGCCCCCGGCACUACACUUUACGGCACUCUUCUCUAGGAAGGGAUACUGCCGUGUAGGACCUUCGUAAACAGCGCUGUCCGCCAUAAUAGGCCUGAGGUUCAUACUGAAUUAAAAGGCAUGGUGGUUCAUGAUAGGGUUGAAAAUGCGGAAGCUGAAAGGGACUCUACUUAGCUUAACAACAAUGAGAUAAUGAUAUAAUACACGAGGGAGUGUCUAAAUGCCGUCACAAAAUGUUGAAAACUCGCGCCAUACGACUGUUGGUGUGAUGCUACAUGAUGAGUAGCUCAGCUACCUGGUAAGCUUUUCAAAACUGGAAUGUGGAUGGAAGGCCAGUUGGUAUGACCCGUUUUGGUGCCAGUAUACUACACCAUUGUGAUUAUGGCUGGUAGGACGAAGAUCGGAUCAAGCUGAGCAUGCCUCAAAAUAUGAACCGAUCAAAAUUCUUUCUAACAUCUCAUGAUAGUGCUGUAUGACAUUUGGUAAACGUUCGUCUUUUCAUGCCGUGCAGAAGGAUAAUGACAGCAUGAUAGGCGAAACAAUGACCUGUAUCCUAAAAUCAGCUGUCACUCUUACCUCAAACGGAUAAGCGCAAACAUCAGUGUUCAUUGGUUCACGUAAGACAGACGAAAGACAAACGAAAAAGCAGUGUCCAAUCAGAACGGUCCGAAAUUCUUGACUUGCCAUUCUUCGUUGAUCAGAUGUACAAAAGUAGCCUCCCUUUCCCUUGAUAAACCUGAAAGGAAUAAAUCCUUGAAGCAUUUGUCGGUAAAAUAUGAAUAAGUUUGUCAACAAGUAAGAACGCGAUGAUAUCAAUGGAAAAUAGAAAUCACAUGGGUUAUUUUUCCACAAGGCAGAGUGAUUGUGUUCUGAUAAAUAUUUAAACGAGUCAAAUGGAAACAUCUGUAAGUUUUUGACCCGAAGGCGUCUUGUCAGUUUUCUAGUACUGACGUUUUGUUUCCCUCUCUUUGUUUGCCUAGUUCUUAACCUCUGUAACAGAUGAAAAAACGUGCCUGCAUAUGUAGGUGUUUGAUAAAGAAAAAAAACCCAGCUAAAUUUAGCAACUCCGUAGCAAAGUGUCCAAAUCGCAGUUUAGCCUGUCAACUGUUAAAACAACAUCCAGAGUCAACUUCCAAAGACCUUUUUUUUUUUUAAAAAAAAUGAAAUCAGCAUAACAAUAAGUUUUUACCGAAGAGAGUUCUCUAAAAUUAAGUGGCAGUAAACUUUCAACGAUGUCUGAACUACUAGAAAUUUCUGAUCAAAUAUUACACAUUACUUAAAUUUAUGUACAUAUCAAAUUAAUUCACUACAAAUUUACGGGAUAUUUAUUUAUGUUACAGUGACAAAGUAUUCAC